AUGUCGUCCAUCUCGCUGUUCGACAAUUGGAAUAGAUUCUUGCCCUGCGGUUUUAUCCUCCCACGGCCCAUGGAGAUGGACCCCAGUCCGAAGCAACCGGUCCGGCGCCGGACAUCAAAACAACUGGAAAGAAAGAGAGAGCUAGACAAGCAAUCACAGAGAAUCAAACGCGAGACGGACAAGGACCGAUUAAUUCAGAUCCAGGCCGAUGUCCAGAAAAUCCAACGGCAGAUGGACAGCCUCCAGAAAACCAUGGCCAUGAUUCUGGAUGGGAUGAACACUCUGCACAAUACACAUCCCAGCACUCAUCUUUCCCAAUCCCCUUCAGUGUCCCUGCCGGUGGAUAUUAUCACCCCGCAAGAUGGCAGGAUGGCAGGUACGAGAGGAGACUCGAGCUCCAGCUCCAGUCCUAGCAGUCUGACGCCAAAUCAGGCCCACGGCGGACAAGCACCCCCGAAGCUGUAUGGGGACACAGAUCGAAGUCUCUUGGUAGCGGAUUGCAGCGUGUACCGUCUUUCCCCAUCUCUCAAAACCCUCCAGGACGUACCGGAAUGGUUUCGACCGACUGAAAUCCAAAGUAACACACCUCACCAAAUCUUUACCGACUUCAUGCCAUUCCCUCAGUUGCGCAACGCCAUGGUUUCGGGCUCUGUUGAGUAUACUCGAGAAGAGUUUGAUAUUGACUACGGUCGUUCUGUUUCGAUUAACUGGCCGAACUCGAAACCUUUGCUGGUUAGAAACGAUUCCUUGGAUGUGGUUCUAAACCCAGAGUUUGAACCACAUGCUCUCGACUACAGUAACUGGUCGCUCAAUGAGGAAUUUGCGCUCAAGUAUCCGCACAUGGCUAUGAUGGCCACAAUUAGAUAA
Messenger RNA from Penicillium verrucosum, 867 nucleotides. RefSeq lists its product as uncharacterized. Lineage: Eukaryota; Fungi; Ascomycota; Eurotiomycetes; Eurotiales; Aspergillaceae. The transcript has 2 exons. The record is from RefSeq and is a predicted model, not a curated record. Bases 1 to 867 code for a protein of 288 amino acids.